Molecule: messenger RNA, 2388 nt
Organism: Colletotrichum spaethianum
Lineage: Eukaryota; Fungi; Ascomycota; Sordariomycetes; Glomerellales; Glomerellaceae
Product: cullin-4B
Exons: 3
Coding region: 1-2388 (795 amino acids)
Biological process (GO): ubiquitin-dependent protein catabolic process; protein ubiquitination; DNA damage response
Cellular component (GO): Cul4-RING E3 ubiquitin ligase complex
Molecular function (GO): ubiquitin protein ligase binding
Source: RefSeq, a predicted model, not a curated record
AUGUCGACCAAGAUGAAGGGGAAGCUUCCCGAGGUCAUUGACCUCACGCAGUCCAACUCGUACCGGCCGUACACGGGCGCCAAGAAGCUAGUGAUCAAGAACCUGCGGCCUGCGGCGCGGAACGAGCAGCUAGAACAGUACUAUCAACGGACCGAGCAGGAGUUGGUUGACGCCUUGCAAGACAUUUUCAACGGGCGCAAGCCGCAACUGCCAUUGGAGAGGCUAUAUAGGGCUGUCGAGGAUAUCUGUAGGCGUGGCAAGGACAAUGAGCUGCAGCUUUAUGAGACGUUGCGGCGGAAGUGCGAGGAGCACCUGACCCAUGAUGUCCUGCGGUCAAUCAAGUCCCGUGGCGGCAACACAGACGUUGACAUGCUGCGGAGCGUCCUCCAGCAUUGGCGGGUUUGGAACGGUCAAAUCAUGACGAUUCGGUCUACAUUCAGCUACCUCGACCGCACUUUUCUUCUCAAGAACAAGCAUUACCCUUCCAUCAACGACAUGACCAUUUCGCAAUUCAAGAGAAUGGCAUUUCCAUCUCGAGAUGAUCCAGACGGUCAGUCGCCCGGUGGUAGGGCGUUACGUGGCAUGUACGACCUGAUCUCAUAUGACCGCCUUGGGGACGAGCGAUUCGAUGCGGCACUACUGAAAGACUCCAUCAUGAUGCUUCACGUCUUCAACAUCUACACCAAGUACUUCGAACCCCGGUUCAUCGAGUUAUCAGAGCACUACUUUGAAGAGUUCGCAGAGGAGAGGAGCGCGUCGAGUCUGAAAGAGUACAUUUUGGCGUGUGAAAGACUCUUGAAGAGAGAGGACUACCGCUGCAACGAGUACAACCUAGACUCGACGACGAAGAAGCAGCUGCUUGAUUCGGCACACGGUAUAUUGAUUAAGAACUACUCUGACAAGCUUCUCAAUGUUGAGAGUCUUUCUAAGCUCCUCUCUGACCAUGAGGUGGAUUCAAUGAAGGCGCUCUACGAUCUGUUGCGGCUCUCCGGAAUCCAAAAGAAACUGAAGGAGCCUUGGAGCGCGUACAUCCGGAAGACCGGCGCAAUCAUUGUUGCCGACAAAGAACGAGGCGAUGAGAUGGUGCAGAGACUCCUUGAACUCAAGAGAUCCCUGGGACUUAUCGUACGGGAUGCCUACGGGGGCGAUUCAGACUUUGUCAACGACCUCAGAAACGCCUUUGGCGAUUUCAUGAACGACCGCAGCAUUGCGGCGACAUGGAGCUCGGGAACAUCCAAGGUCGGAGAGAUGAUUGCAAAGUACGUCGACAUGCUGCUUCGUGGUGGUAUCAAGGCUCUGCCCAAGGUCAUGCUCUCGGACAACAAAGACCGAGCUGCGGCGGAACAGAGCGGGCUGGCCAGCACAGGAGACGAAGACGCAGAGCUCGACCGGCAACUCGACCAAGCUCUUGAGCUCUUCCGCUUCAUCCAGGGCAAAGACGCGUUUGAAGCGUUCUACAAGAAGGACCUAGCCCGUCGUCUGCUCAUGGGCAGGAGUGCCAGCCAGGACGCCGAGCGAAACAUGCUCCGAAAGCUCAGAGAGGAGUGUGGAAUGAACUUUACCCACAACUUGGAGCAGAUGUUUAAGGACGUUGAGGUGGCCAAGGAGGAGAUGGAGGCAUACAAGCAAUGGUCCGAAGGCACCGGUGUUGGCAGAGCCCCUGUCGACCUUUCCGUCAUGAUCCUGUCAGCUGCUGCUUGGCCCACGUACCCCGAUGUCAAGGUACACCUGCCAGACGAUGUCGCCAAGCAGAUCGAGCGCUUCGACCAAUACUACAAGAAUAAGCAUACCGGCCGGCUUCUCAACUGGAAGCACGCUCUGGCGCACUGCACGGUCAAGGCGAAAUUCCCCAAGGGCACGAAGGAGCUUCUCGUCAGUGCGUACCAGGCGAUCAUUCUCGUCCUCUUCAACGAGGUCGGCCUCGAGGGCUUCCUCACCUACGAACAGAUCGCCCGCGCCACGAAUCUCCAGGGAGAAGAACUAGGCCGGACGCUGCAGUCGCUCGCCUGCGGCCAGGUCCGCGUGCUUGCGAAGCAUCCCAAGGGCAAGGACGUCAACCCGACGGACACAUUUACAAUCAACAAGACGUUUGCGCAUCCCAAGAUCCGGGUCAAGAUCAACCAGAUCCAGCUCAAGGAGACCAAGGAGGAGAACAAGGCGACGCACGAGCGCAUCGCGCAGGACAGACGGUUCGAGACGCAGGCGGCCAUUGUGAGGAUCAUGAAGAGCAGGAAGGAGAUGAGCCACGGCGAGCUGGUAGCCGAGGUGAUUAAUCUGACCAAGAACCGUGGGGCGGUUGACGCGGCGCAAAUCAAGAAGGAGAUUGAGAACCUGAUUGACAAAGACUACCUCGAGCGCGAGGGCAACACCUAUACUUACCUGGCAUAG